UCCCUUCUUGGCAAGCCAUGAUCUGGUCCUGUGCGUAUGUGGAGGCUCCAGAGUGGCAGCUGUACAGGCACAGCUGAAGUGAUGGCUCUGGGGCUCCUGUCAGCAAAGGAAAAGGCCAGUGGAGUUUUCCCAGCACUUGCUUAUAGCCCCUGUCCAUCUGCAUGCUAGGCAGAGUGCAGUGCUAAAGAGGAAUGGGAUUUAAGGAGGUUUACAAAAGGCAAAAACCCUCUAGGGCUUGAUUUGAGCUUGAAACUGUCCAUCUGUGAAUUUCUUCAGCAAAGGAGCUCUUGCUCUUACAAGCAAGAUUUAGGAAUGAUCAUUGUGAAAAAAAUUCAGAUUAUUUUUCUUUUGUUGACCUUAUGAAUUCUAAUUGUAUCAUAAAUUUUCACUUGAUUCUUCCUUUUCUACCUUCCACUCUCUCUAUAUACAAGGUUUAGAACGGAAGGUUUGAAGCUAGAAAGCCUAGUUUUUUAUAAAAAAAGCAAAAUUGGAAGGAAAAAAUGGGAUGGGAUUUUAGUAACAGGGCUAUGUCUUUAAAAAAGGCCACAGCAGCUUUUGCUAUUGUUGGGUUAGGACCCCAAAACCAAACCAGCACAGCUAUGAAUAUACUUUGCUGUGGAUAUAUUUUUAUUUCUGUUGUGUGGAGCUGGAUGUGUCUGGUCACUAGGACUGCAGGUCUUGGAAGUGAGGGUGGAGAUCACUUUUUAAAUAUUUGUACAGGGAGGAGGACAAGGCUUGAAACUGCUAUGAAAAUAGCCCUUUGCAUGUCUCCAAGGGUAGGUUAACUGUGCAGGGUUUCACAAGAGCCACUCCCUCAAGAUACUUGAAUAAUAGAUUGACAUUAUGGGGUGCAGUGAAAGGUGUGUGCAUUUCAAAAGCCCAAGGAGAAAAUUUCCUUCUUAAGCAAAUCCUGUAGAAGGCGUUUUUGUGCCCUUCCCUUUGGGCUCCUAGUCCUCUAUCGGUCACUUGCAAAUUGUAUUUCUUAUCAGCCACAUGGAAAACUGAGGGUUAAGUAAUUGAAAUGCUGUGACAUGUUUGUCCAACUCUACAAAUCAGGUAUGAUGCUAGGGAUGCCUUUAGGUUUUACUGCCCUGAGGUCUUACCUUGACCUUUCUGUUUUAACCAGCUCUCACCCAGCUCUGUCCAGUGGAAAGGUGCAGCUGAAGCAUAAGUUUCUUUCUGCUUCAAGUGAAAGCUGUACCACCCUUUCUUCCUCUGUAAGGUCUUGCACAGAGGGCAAGUGCAUUUCAAUGAAAAGGCUUUGUAGAGCUACAAGGUGUCUCCUGAAUUCUCACUAUGUCUGAUGGGGACUAUGAUUACCUCAUAAAAUUUCUAGCACUUGGUGAUUCUGGAGUAGGAAAGACCAGCCUUCUUUACCAAUAUACGGAUGGCAAAUUUAAUUCUAAAUUUAUCACAACAGUGGGCAUUGACUUUCGGGAAAAGAGAGUGGUGUAUAGACCCAAUGGGCCAGAUGGCAUUGGUGGCAGAGGACAGAGGAUACAUCUUCAGCUCUGGGAUACUGCAGGGCAGGAAAGGUUUCGCAGCUUGACAACAGCUUUCUUCAGAGAUGCCAUGGGGUUUCUUCUACUCUUUGAUCUGACAAAUGAGCAAAGCUUUCUGAACGUCAGGAACUGGAUAAGUCAGCUACAAAUGCAUGCAUAUUGUGAAAACCCUGACAUUGUAUUAUGUGGAAACAAGAGUGAUCUGGAAGACCAAAGAGUGGUGAAAGAAGAAGAGGCUAAGGAACUUGCAGAAAAAUAUGGAAUUCCAUAUUUUGAAACCAGUGCAGCCAAUGGGAAUAAUGUAAGCAAAGCCAUUGAAACCCUGCUUGAUCUCAUCAUGAAGCGCAUGGAGCGGUGUGUGGAUAAAUCCUGGAUCCCAGAAGGGGUGGUGCGCUCCAACGGGCACAGCUCUACGGAGCAACUGAACGAGGAGCAAGAAAAAGGCAAAUGCAGCUGUUAGCUCAGUUGCAAUUACAUCUAGUGUCUAUUCUAAAGUAUAGUACAGUUGCAGCUUAACUGUUUAACUUACGGACAAAUCACAUUUUGUAGUUAUUUAAUGAGCUAUAUUCAUUCUUGAUACUAAUUCUUUGUUUUUUUCCUCUCAAACAGCAUUGGCCUUUGCUUACAAGGUAUGCAGUUUAUGAGUGAUGGGACAGAAGUCUAAUUUGGUGUAGCACUGGAUAUUCGUCUAAUUCUCUACCUUGGAGGGAAGGGGAGGAAUUGUCAUACCAGAUUUAAAGCAUCUCUCUGUAUGGGCAAUUGCCCUUUGAAGGCUCCAUUAACUACACAGACUAGGCAUUUAGAUUAGAUAUUGGGACUUCUGUUAGUCUCUACUAACAGCAAGUUUACCAGCAUGGUCCUUGGUUUUGAACAGAAACAUUUAAUCAUUUCACCAAUCAAUAACAAUCUUGAAGAGCAAAUCCUGUGUUUUCAACAAAAGGCUGCAUGUAGCUUUUCCUUCCUCUCUCAAACCAUUAGUUUUCAGAGAUGAAAACCAAAAUAAAGCCUUUCUAUAUGGAAUAAAAAAACUACAGAGAAACACAAGGGUGCAUAUGUAGGGCACUUUGGAUAUGUCAUCAAAGUGAACAGGUAAGCUACAACUGUACUAUAUAAAAUAUAUCCAACACAGCCAUUGAGACCUCCUGACAUAAUUUGAAUUUCUAGAACAUGCAUAUGUGUGUAUUUAUAUGUAAAUGGCAUAACUGUACAUCAGUUGUUGUGUUACUUUUAUGUUACCACUCACGUUUUAACAGGAAUGUAGGGCAACUUAGAUGUCAGCAAAAUUUCAUCAGAGGUAGUGCUUUGCACUGAAUUUGCUUUACUGAACACAGAUUUGGAAUGUUUCUUCAAACCUGGAUUGAAAAAUGAAUUGUGAUUGUCUUCUGAUGAAAUGCAGCUAAGAUACCAAUUCUGUCUAGAUCAGUAUUUCUAUAAAUUUAUAUUGCUAAUUUUAUUCUGCCAGCCUUUGUGUCCUGUUCAUCUUAGUUAUCAUAUAUUCAUUUAUGGCUUGUUCAUUUCCUUUAGGUUGUAUUUAAAAAAGAAUAGAGUUGCUCCUCUUUUAUUCCUUCUACAGAUCACCUAAAUGCCAGUUUUGGUUUCAGUGGAUCAUGUUACUCUUUGGUAAUUUUUAUUUAUUCAAACAACCUAAGGAAUAAUCAGUAUUUUUGGGUCUUUUUUCCAGACUGAUUUGUAAGAUGUGCCUACCAAUCAAUUUUCUAAACUGUGUCACUGUAAAGUAUUGCCAAUUGAAGUAAUAACAUGCCAAAUUAAUUCUUUUUACAGACUUUCCACAGCAGUUUGUUUACAAAACUCCAAAGCUCUUACUUCUUUAGAAAUGAUGUAUUUAUUUAUUUAAAUAGUCUAACUACUGCAAUUUCAGGCAAACAGUGAUAGAUAGCACUUGUGGACAUGAAUUGCAGCAUAACAAAUUUUUUGAAGGACCAAAAAUGUUUCUAAAAUAGGCACUAACAAAAAAUAUAUUUGAUGUAGACUCUGGUUAUAUUAAUAAUGCAAGAAUAAGUGUUAAAACUUGGUUCUUAAAAGAUUUUGCAAAGUAAUGCGUUGUUCUUAAACAAACACAAUAUGUAAAUACUAGAUUUUUAUCACAGCCUAUACAGAAUAUUUUUCAAGUGCAAUAUAAUUUGACUGCUCUGGGACUAGGACAGAGAUUAAAAUGAUUUAUAUUCAAUAAAUAUAGGGUUUUUUCUACUGUACAAUACCAAGAUUCUAAACUGGUUGUGGACCGGAGUUACUGUAGUUUAACUCAGAGUGCCUUUUGAAGUUCCCAUGGUGUUUCUGACCAGCAGAGUAUCAGACUCUGCUCUAGGACACAAUACAUUUCAAUGUAAUUUGGUGUCCGAAUUCUUUACUGUAACUCUUUGCUUUCCAGGGGGUUGCAGUGGGACUUUGUAAAGCAUUAACUUUAAUGGGAGUUUUUGUGCUCCAUCCCGUUCCUGCAAACAGUGAGGAUUAUUGCAGCCAGCUACUGAGCUAAGUGACUACUGAAAUGGUGUGAAAAUACUUCCUUUUGAAUACUUACGUUUAGAUUGGAUAUUAAAUAUUAAAUGGAACUGUCAUAUUUUUGUCAUGCAUAUUAUAUGUAACUAUUUACUGUAUAAAGAGAGUCUACAUAAAAUUGCUUUGAUGUCAGCCUUUGAAAUGUGCCAUAAGAUUUAUCUGUUUGAAUUAUUCAGUGGCAAAACUUUUGUUCCCUUUUUAGGUCUCAUGAGAAGUCAUGGGAAAUGCUUCUUGACAGUGGAUUAUAUUAUUCUUAUUAGUCUAGCACUAGUUUUAACAAAGAAACAAAGGAGAAUUCUCAUGUGAUGAGAAACUGUUAUUUCAAGAAGAAUUGUUUCCAUCCAGUGUCAGAUGAAAAUGUAGAUCUCUCGUGGAACAAAGUUUUGGAAAUUAUUUCCAUUAUGAUGUUUUGUCCCAGGAUUUCUUAUUAAUAUAAAACAGUUAAACAUUCCUGA
Messenger RNA from Apus apus (common swift), 4474 nucleotides. RefSeq names its product RAB27A, member RAS oncogene family (gene RAB27A). Lineage: Eukaryota; Metazoa; Chordata; Aves; Apodiformes; Apodidae. The record is from RefSeq and is a predicted model, not a curated record. Gene Ontology annotation, cellular component: melanosome; secretory granule. The coding region runs from base 1297 to 1962 and encodes 221 amino acids. Gene Ontology annotation, biological process: melanosome transport; positive regulation of exocytosis. Gene Ontology annotation, molecular function: GTPase activity; GTP binding. The transcript has 7 exons.